Molecule: messenger RNA, 607 nt
Organism: Pogonomyrmex barbatus (red harvester ant)
Lineage: Eukaryota; Metazoa; Arthropoda; Insecta; Hymenoptera; Formicidae
Product: small ribosomal subunit protein eS10-like
Cellular component (GO): cytosolic small ribosomal subunit
Molecular function (GO): structural constituent of ribosome; RNA binding
Source: RefSeq, a predicted model, not a curated record
UAAAAGAAAGCACGACAUCAUUCGGCAACUGCUUGAACUAUUAAUUCUUUCCGAAGUGAGACACGUGUUAGAAUCAUCAAAAUGUUGAUGCCAAAAAAGAAUCGUGUGGCUAUCUAUGAGUACCUCUUUAAGGAGGGAGUCAUGGUAGCAAAAAAGGACUAUCAUGCACCUAAACAUCCAGAAUUGGAAAAUAUUCCCAAUCUCCAAGUUAUUAAAGCUAUGCAGUCUUUAAAGUCUAGAGGCUAUGUAAAGGAACAAUUUGCUUGGAGACAUUUUUACUGGUAUCUGACAAACGAUGGUAUAGAAUAUCUACGUGGAUACUUGCAUCUGCCACCUGAAAUUGUACCAUCUACCCUUAAAAAACAACCAAGGUCUGAGACUACAAGACCGAGACCUGCUGCAACUAGAAGCGAGGGUUCGAGACCAACGGAAGAUCGUGCAGGGUACAGACGAGGUCCAGGUGGUCCUCCGGGUACUGGUGACAAAAAGGCUGAUGUUGGCGCAGGCACUGGUGAUCUUGAAUUCCGUGGUGGUUUUGGUCGUGGAAAAGCCCUCCAAUAAAAUUUUUCUUUUUUAAUGUAAAAUAAAUAUAUUCUAAAAGACAAAA